Biomphalaria glabrata is the source of this 2090-nucleotide messenger RNA. Its product is annotated as enolase-like. The transcript has 13 exons. Gene Ontology annotation, cellular component: phosphopyruvate hydratase complex. Gene Ontology annotation, molecular function: phosphopyruvate hydratase activity; magnesium ion binding. NCBI's taxonomy places the organism in Eukaryota, Metazoa, Mollusca, Gastropoda, Planorbidae. Gene Ontology annotation, biological process: glycolytic process. Bases 147 to 1445 code for a protein of 432 amino acids. The record is from RefSeq and is a predicted model, not a curated record.
UUCAUUGUUUUCCUUGAAGAGGUGAAGGACGCUCGCAGUUGAAAGGCAAGGUCGUUUCAUACCUUAACCGGCCGGCUGGUAGAUCAAGAUAGAACCUACUUUCCUAGUUCUACAUCUAGUGCACGAAAUCAAUCAGAUCAUCAACCAUGGUUAUUAAAGCAAUCCUUGCCAGGCAAAUCUUUGACAGCCGCGGUAACCCUACCGUAGAGGUUGAUCUUACCACAGAUAAAGGCCUGUUUCGUGCUGCUGUCCCCAGUGGAGCAUCUACAGGUAUCCAUGAGGCUGUUGAGCUUAGAGAUGAAGCUAAAGAAUACAUGGGCAAAGGUGUUCUUAAAGCUGUGAAGAAUGUCAACACAGAAAUUGCAGCAGCCCUUCUCAAAGCUCAACCUGAUCUGAAAGACCAACGUGCUGUGGAUAACAUGCUUAUUGCACUAGACAACACUGAAAACAAAGGCAGACUGGGAGCCAACGCCAUUCUUGGAGUGUCCAUGGCAGUCUGCAGAGCCGCAGCGGCAGAAAAGGGUGUCCCUCUGUACCGCCACAUUGCCGACCUAGCUGGCACAAAGCAGCUGUUUCUACCAUGCCCAGCUUUCAAUGUCAUCAAUGGAGGCAGCCAUGCUGGCAACAAGCUAGCCAUGCAGGAGUUUAUGUUGCUGCCCACUGGGGCCAGCUCUUUCUCUGAGGCCAUGAGGAUGGGGUCAGAGGUUUACCACAACUUGAAGGCAGUCAUUAAGAAGAAGUAUGGUCAAGAUGCCUGCAAUGUUGGUGAUGAAGGUGGCUUUGCUCCUAAUAUUCAGGACAAUGCUGAAGGUCUGGAACUGUUAAAGGAAGCUAUUGAGAAAGCUGGUUACACAGGAAAAGUGGAAAUUGGUAUGGAUGUUGCAGCAUCAGAAUUCUACAAAGAGGGCAAAUAUGACCUGGACUUCAAAAACAAGGAUUCCGAUUCAUCAAAAUGGCUCACAUCUGAUCAACUGGCUGAGGUGUACAAAAAUUUUGUCAAAAAUUACCCAGUGGUCAGCAUUGAAGAUCCCUUUGACCAGGAUGAUUGGACAGCCUGGGCCAAACUGACCAGUGAAAUUGGAGUACAGAUUGUCGGUGAUGAUUUGUUGGUAACAAACCCCAAGAGAGUACAGAAAGGUAUUGAACAGAAAGCCUGCAAUGCCUUGCUGCUUAAAGUCAACCAAAUUGGUACAGUGACUGAAUCCAUAGAUGCUUGCAAGAUGUCUCAGACAGCUGGAUGGGGUGUGAUGGUCUCUCACAGGAGUGGUGAGACUGAAGAUACUUUCAUUGCUGAUCUAGUUGUUGGCUUGGCCACCGGUCAGAUCAAGACUGGCGCCCCCUGUAGAUCAGAGAGGCUUGCUAAAUACAACCAGCUGUUGAGAAUUGAAGAGGAGCUGGGCUCCCAGGCCAAAUUUGCUGGAAAGAACUUCAAGAACCCCAAGUAAAUGUUUUCCAGGAUGUUUUCACCAAAUGAGAAAUGUGUUUUUUUUUAUCUGACAUUUGCACUAUUGAUUCUUUAUUUCCUGUUAUAGUUUGAAGAUCUUAAAAGAACUGUUGCCAUUCUGUCUUACAUUUUUUUUUACAAAGAUGAUUAUAGUCAUGAUUAUUUUUGUAUUAUUUUACACUCUAAUUUAUAAUCAAUGUAAUGAUGUAUGUAGCUAGUGCUACAGGACAUUGUGUUUCCCUUUACUCAAGUGUCAGUUUAGUUUAGAAAAUCCUGAAUGAUUGUUAGACUUAGUCAAUGUUGAUAUUUUUUUUUUGUCAUUCUCUAUCAAGUUUGACCAGUAAAGAGAACAUUUUUUUUUUUCAGAAUGGUACAUUAUCACUGUAUGUCAGUUUUAUUUUUUUUUAACUUUAGAUUUGUUUCCCCUUAAAUGAGCCAAUUCAUUGAAAUCUUGAUAUUGCUUAAUAUUUACUUUUCCCCCAUCCCCUGAUGGUUUUUGUUUUGGACUAAGAGACAGUAUCAUCAAUGUGUUAUAUGAUGUCCAAGUAGAGCUGUGACUUUGUCAUCUUUACCCACUGAGAACUGUGGUCAACAUUAUUUAUGUCCAGCCAGGAAUAAAAUGAUUUUUAUUGUAUAGUCAAGUCAA